This is a messenger RNA of Ogataea polymorpha, 2631 nucleotides long. RefSeq lists its product as uncharacterized. Bases 73 to 2613 code for a protein of 846 amino acids. Gene Ontology annotation, biological process: interstrand cross-link repair; replication fork reversal; double-strand break repair via synthesis-dependent strand annealing. The transcript has a single exon. NCBI's taxonomy places the organism in Eukaryota, Fungi, Ascomycota, Pichiomycetes, Pichiales, Pichiaceae. Gene Ontology annotation, molecular function: 3'-5' DNA helicase activity; four-way junction helicase activity; four-way junction DNA binding. The record is from RefSeq and is a predicted model, not a curated record.
AUUGUGCUAUUAGUGGUAGACGAAGCUCAUCGCUCCAAAGGUGCCUAUGCAUAUGCGGCGGUUGUGUCAUACAUGAGGAAGUUCAACACAAGUGUCCGGAUUCUGGGUUUGUCUGCUACUCCUGGUUCUGAUGUUGAGUCAAUUCAAGGAAUUGUGGAUAAUCUAGUGAUAUCGCGAAUUGAGGUGCGCACUGAAGAUAGUCCUGACACCGCUAAAUACAUGAAGGACCGUGACAUCCUGAAAAUCGACUGCGAAGUCACUGACAGCAUUGCAUUGAUUGUGGAAUUGAUCUGUGAGGCUAUUCUUCCCGUGCUUCGGAAAGCCAAUGGCAGCGGUAUUUACGAUAUCACAGAUCCCUCGAAAAUAAACCAUUUUCAAGCCAUGGAGAAAUCUCAAAAGGUAAUCAAAAAUCCUACGCUGGCAGAGGGAAUCAAAUGGACGUAUUACUUCCAGCUACAGCUCCUGGGAACUGUGGGUCAGCUGUUGCGGAGGCUCUAUGUCUAUGGAAUACAGACGUUCUACUCGUAUUUCCUCGACAAAUUUACCGAAUUCACAACCAAGUACGACAACAAGAAGUCGACCAACAAAAUAGCAGCCAGUUUCUACUACCAUGCUAGAAUCAAGGAGCUGAAAAAUAGGGUCGAGAAGAUGAUUGUCGAGGAUGAGACGAAAUCAGCAAAGGGCGAGCGCAUCAGAGGAGUUUUCUCGCACUCGAAAAUGCAGCAUAUGGUUGACGAGCUCGAAUCCUUUUUUGAUGAGACACAAAACCUCAAUUCCAAAGUCAUCAUUUUUACAGAGCUCCGUGAAAGCGCAUUGGAUAUUGUGAAAUGUCUAGAGUCUGCGAACAGCUUCAUCCAUGCCCGAAAUCCCAGCAGACCUAGAGAAUUAUUCAAACCGCACAUUUUCAUUGGACAAGCUAAGGAGAAAGAGAAAUUUGACUCGGAAUCGUUUGCCAAGAAGCAUGGACCCAAAGGGCGCGGCAAGAACAAACAAGCAGAAUCCAAGAAAGAAACCAAGCCUAAGAUUGAGCUGAAACUCCGUCCCAAUGACCGCGUUAGAAGCUCUGAGGACGCACAGCUCCGCGGAAUGACGCAGAGAGUUCAGAAAGAGCUGAUUGCAGAGUUUAAGAAGGGAGUCUUCAACGUGCUGGUUGCAACCUCCAUAGGUGAGGAGGGACUGGAUAUUGGAGAAGUUGAUUUGAUUGUGUGUUAUGACUCGACUUCUUCGCCGAUUAAGAACAUCCAGAGAAUGGGAAGAACCGGUAGAAAACGAGACGGUCGCAUCAUUCUGCUUCUGUCAAAUAAUGAGCGCGAUAAGUUUGACAAAGCCAUGGAUAAUUACAGCUGGAUACAGACUCACUUACAAGCAGGCAACAAUAUUCGCUUCCAUCCAUCAGACCGUAUCGUUCCAAAGGGAUGUAAUCCUAGACCAGAGAAAAAACUGAUCGACAUUCCGAAAGAGAACGAGGAAAUCAUACAGGAAACAGAUGAUAGUGAUGCAUUUUUGCGUCUUGCAACACAGCUCACCACCAAAGGGAAGACCAAAAAGGGCAAGAAGUCUGCUGAACAACGCGACGCGGCACAACCCUCAAUAAAGUCCUUCUUCAUUCCAGACGGAGUGGAGACUGGUUUUCGAUCUGCUUCCAAGUUGGUCCGCCAGAGGCAGGAAGAAGAGGUACCAAAUGGUAAAAAAAGGCGGUUGUUGGAUGACAUCUCCGAUUUGGAGGCAUCUGAUGACGAAGAAGUGAAAUUGAGAGAGCUGUUCAGCUCCUCUAGCCGGGCGAAUAGAAGCUCCAGCAUUUUGGGGUCCACUAUAGGACAGUCUAUUCUUCUUGCUAGCGAAGAGCCCGAAGAACCAAGAUCUGAGGCUGAAAAAGUGACCAAGGAACAUGAUCGCGCAUUGUCUAAGAGUAACACCAUAAAGGACUCGAUUCUUAUUGAUUUGGACGAUUUUUCAGAGGACGAUCUAAGUGCCCUGAAGAGCGACUCGAAAAAACCACGCACGUUUUCCUCCGAUGACUGUGAGCGUUUGGACGACAGCUUCACCGAAGAAUCAGAUCCUCCAAUGGUGAAGCAUGACGAACGAUUGGAGGCGCACGAGGUACAUGAUGAUUCCACACGAAACGAAGUUUUGAGUUUGAGGACUCAAAUGAAAAACGUGAACUCUUCUCCCCGCGAACUUACUCCAAUUUCUGUCCGAGGCAAACGAGACCAGUCUCCCAUUUCGCGGCUUACGCCGAUAAGUUUAUCCAAGGUUCGAAGCCAGACAGCGAAACCCGUUGUGGAUCCGGCUUUCAAGUCAGAUUUUGGUCCAGAAGACGGUUACAUGACUCCUGAGCAAGAACUCGAGUUCUACACGCGAUACUUUGUGAAAAUUCCUCCUCUGGACUUUAACAGGGUGGAAGAUCCCAUCGGCUGCAUCAAGAGGGGUGCUCUACGCGGAAACCUAGGGCAUUCAUCGUCUGCUUCGUCUUUGAUUGACGUUGUCACACUGAUGAGCAACAAAAGAAAGUUGGAGUACUUGGAUAAAGAAUUGCGCGACUACCACGAAAAAAACCAGUGGAUCAACUUUAACGACAGAGUUCUUCUGUCUCGGAUUAUAUAUUAUGACUGAUAUACGUUAAUAAAUUAG